AUGGCUCGGUCUAGCUCGCUGCGUGUCGCAGCCUUCUUUUUUAUGGCUGCUUUAGCCUAUCCGGGGUGCGCUGCGCCGGUCGCUGAGCGGUCUCAGAAGCCAGCUGAUGCGAAAAAGGCAGAUGGUACUGAAUCAGCUGACCUAACAGAUGAUGGCUCAUUCAGCAUUGUAACUAACGAAGGUCCGCUGCCAUACCCCGUAGAGAAGAUGCAAGGACCCCCUCUGAGUCAGUGCGAUUCAGACCAUGUUGGCGCCGGCUUCACAGCAGUGGCAUUCGAGGGAAAUCUUGUCUGGACAGCGGCCAAAUACCCAGCUGCGUUGUCGAAUUCAACUGUCCUCACAAUUGAGGUGCAGGACGCAACCAAAGAGGACACGGCAGAUCGCCCAAUCCUCUUCGUUUAUCGUAACGACACCAGGAGCGAUUACAAAGCGGGAGAGCCUAUCUCAUUUGCAUUCUGCGCUAAGAUACCUGAAAACAAGAACAUAACGCAGUAUGGCCUCCACACUCGUUUGAAUAUUGGCGCGGUACACGUUCAGGGAGGAACACAGCGACCAGAGAGCUACAUUGGCCUGACGGAGGUGGAAUCAGGAAUAAACGAGUACAGCAAGCUGCGGGUCCGCAUGUUCCCUAUUGUGACUGUAGAGCAAACCACAGAGGAUAGCGCCUCCACCGAAGAAUCUCCCGGUGCCACCGGUAAGGCGAGAGUGUCAAAGUAUGAAGCUGCAUGCAACUUUGCAAGCGUCGACGAGGAGGGAUUCAUUGGAGUCGCAACGGAGGUGGCUGUUGGUUUGCCGUCAGCGCUCGAUCCCACACAGCUGCCGAAACCCACAUACCUGACGGUUCGUAUGGACGACAUCACUACGGACGAGGACGAGCCACAGGCAGUCGCGCUGUUCAGCUCUGAUAUCACUCAGUGGUACGAAAAAGGCGCACCGUUGACUGCCCUUCUCUGUGCCAAGUUGCCUGAUCACGGCGAAAGCAUCAUGUACCGUGUCGUAUCUAUCCUCAAGCUCGGCGGAGAAGAGCGUACACAGGGGGCUAAAGAGGCAACGUCAGCAUCCAACCAUGAGAAAACAGCCGAGGAAAGCUCUGAGGAAACAUCAGAAGAAGACGAUCUUCUGACAACGCUGCGUCAGGGGGACUUUGUUGGGACAACUAUGGUCGUCGUACUACCGGAUAAAGUUGACUAUACCGCAACGGUGAACUUGGAAGCCUACAAACCAGAAGCAUAG
Besnoitia besnoiti is the source of this 1233-nucleotide messenger RNA. RefSeq lists its product as uncharacterized. The transcript has a single exon. The coding region runs from base 1 to 1233 and encodes 410 amino acids. NCBI's taxonomy places the organism in Eukaryota, Apicomplexa, Conoidasida, Eucoccidiorida, Sarcocystidae. The record is from RefSeq and is a predicted model, not a curated record.